Racocetra fulgida is the source of this 265-nucleotide messenger RNA. Lineage: Eukaryota; Fungi; Glomeromycota; Glomeromycetes; Diversisporales; Gigasporaceae. The record is from the annotation of a GenBank genome assembly.
AACAAUAAAUUUAAAAUGUUGGACAUAACCGGAUUAUUUGAUGAAAGCUUGGAGGCUAUAAGGUCGAGUAAAUACAGUGAUCAAGACUCGUCAGGAAAUGACUUUGACUAUGAUGAUACACAAUUGAAAGAUCUCAGAAGACAUUUUAAAAUUAUUUUAAAUAAUCAUCCUCCUAAAUAUAGUCCUCCUGCCGAUUCCACAAACCAUGAUGACCUCGAAUUUGAAAGAUUAAUUAAAAUUGAUAAUAAUGCUCCAUUUAAUUAUG